AUAUUGCCGUUUAAAAAACUGUUUCAUUUAAUCCUUGGAGUGCGUUAAAAUAUACCUACAGAAGUAAAGAAAAUAUAUUAAAACAUUAAAACUCGUAGUUCGUGCAAAUAUAAAUCGGUAUUUUUACUGUGAGUCGUCUAUGAAAAGCCGUUUUCUUUGCCUUAGACAGAUUAGAUUUUAAAAUCACCAGUUUUGGUUCUACAAAUACAUUUUUAUCUAAAAUGUUUUCAUAUAUUUUCCACAAUGCCGCAGACUUGUGUUAUGCAAACUUUAAGUUAUGCAAUUGCAUUGCAUGAACAGACAGAGGUAUGAAAUAAAUGUAUGUAAUGAAUUUGUAGCUUUUAAGAAUAUACACUUUUAUUUGCUGACGUUCUUGGGAAUAACACUGAUGACUCGUCUGAAUUCUAAAUUAAUUGCGUCCGUAACAAUUACGGAAAAUAUGUACUUAUAAGCUGUGGAGAAUAAUAUCAAGAGUCUUUAACAUGGCAUCUAUACGUUUUUCAAAUAUCAAGUUUAUCAUCUAACUAACACUUUUAGGUGUUUCCAUUAAAAAUUGUAUUAAAUUCCUAGAGAUCGAUAUUUUACUUCAAAACAUGCCCUCGCAUCUUAUUAUUGACUUUUAUUAAUGUUCGAAAUAAUUAGGUUAAAGAAACAUUAUUUCCCAUAUAAAAACAAUACAGUCGCUUGCAAGACAAAACAUAUUAAGUUAGGCAAAAGUUAUUGCGUAGUCCAGUCGGUAAGCAGAUGGAGUCUGUAUUAGUUCUUAGCUUAAUCCAAAUCAUUAGGUAUAUUAUGUUGUUUUAAUAUCUUUAAAGAUACUGAUUAAUUUUGCCUCCUUUACCUCAUUGGGUUAUAUGUUAUAUAGCUGUGAUCCUUCGAAUAUUAUGGUUUACGAGUUAGGGAGAACUAUGUAAUUGGUGUAUCUUCCAAGUUAUUUGGGUGUUUAUUUUAUUUUGUUAGAGAGAAUUUUGUCAAUAAGUAUUUGCGUAUUGUAUGUAUAUAAUUGUUUUACGUUCAUUACGUUGGCAUCCAUAAACAUUGUAAAGGUCUAGUUUAGUUAGAUAAUCAUAAUUGAAUAUAUACUUUAUGAUUUUGUUUUGUAGUAUGUAUAAUUCUUUGAGUCUAGAUUUAGGCUUACUGCCCCUCAAUUUGAUGGAGUAAGUUAGGUGUGAUUUGACAAAUAGGACUCUGACUCUUGAACCUUCAAACAUCUUCAAUUGUAUGAAGUUGAAAUACUUUUCACGCUGGUAUUUAGCACCGUUCCGGUUCCACUGUUUUGUACGGUGACAUUAAUUGGAGCUAAACAGGUGACAAUUUCAUGCGUAGAUAUUCACUUGUUUCAACUGAGAGACAAUACGGUCACUGUCAACAUAUACUUUAGUAGUGCCUAGUGGGAAAUACCUAGUCAUCGUCAGGGCUAUUUUGUAUUAAGGAGAUAAAAAUAAAAAUUUAGGCCAUAUGGAUAAAUUACCAUUGGUAUUCUUACUAAUUAUUUGUGCCGAAUUAAAAGCAACAGAUGAAAUUAAUGCUAGCGAAAAUAGAACUAUUGAGCUGGAUAUUGAAGAGCCUUCAAAAGUUUUAUCGAGAAGGAAAAGGUUUUUGGUGUUUCCAGAAGGCAGCUCCUUCCAGUUGGUAUUCGAGCACCAAAAUCACGGAUAUAUGAUGAUUGGCGAUAUAGUGUGGUUUGCCACCACGGCUGCGUUAGCAUGGGAACUGCCUUCUGACCCCGAUACAUUUUACCUAUUAAAAGAUCACAAAAAACACUAUGGACAAAGACGACAGGAUAGUAAAAAUAUUUUAUUCCUAGACGAAGACGGCAAGGUGAUAGGUAGAAAGCCUUAUAAGAGACGAAUCAUUGUAAACCCAGCUUUUGCCAAACGAAGUGUUCAUGAUGAGAAUGAUCCAAGAGAAAAUAAUUUCAACAAAGAACUCACCAAAAAGGAAAUGCAUGAAACGGAAAUAAAUACUGAUCGCUUUAAAGACUUGGAUGUGAGCAGAGUGGAGUUCCAUAGAGAGACGAGAAGAUCGCUUUAUGAAAAAGUAGAGAAUGUAUUUAAAGGGUUCGGUUGGAACGGGCGGGAGUGCGUCUUGCGUCUGUUGUGCGAAACAGGAAAGCGGGGCAGAGGACAAGGGACCUUCUUGGAAGAGAUUCUGAGGGCGACGUUUACAUUGCCGAAAGGUCGGGAGUUCGGGUCCGCGGCGCACAAGGAGUACGAUAUUGCCCACGGGACGCGGGGCGACUGCAUCGCCUUGUACCCAGACUGCAGAAGCGCAUCGAUCAAAUAAAAGAGCACUUUAACUUUUAUAGAAAACAAUUGGGUUUUAUUUCGACUACCUGUGUGUCUCGAUGUACUUUGCUUCUCUUUACAUUAUUUCCCUUUGCUUGUGUUUAAAGAACUUUUUUAUUGGGAAAAUGGGGGUUAUAUUACUAUGUUGUUGUUAAAGUAUUAAGUAGUUCGAUAGCGAAAGUGAUAAGCGCGUUCGGCUGCGAUUGUUG
Messenger RNA from Chilo suppressalis (striped riceborer), 2497 nucleotides. The record is from the annotation of a GenBank genome assembly. NCBI's taxonomy places the organism in Eukaryota, Metazoa, Arthropoda, Insecta, Lepidoptera, Crambidae.